Molecule: messenger RNA, 1053 nt
Organism: Fulvia fulva
Lineage: Eukaryota; Fungi; Ascomycota; Dothideomycetes; Mycosphaerellales; Mycosphaerellaceae
Exons: 1
Coding region: 1-1053 (350 amino acids)
Source: RefSeq, a predicted model, not a curated record
AUGGCAGUGCCUACACGUACACCGAUCGCUGCGAAAGUCGAGCCCAAAUCGACGCACGUCUCCGAUCCUACCGUCCAGCCCUUCUUGCAGGCCGACUUCGACCCGGCGACAUAUCUCAACACCACGCUACCGGGCCUAUCCAUAUCAUCAGCGUCGUCGCGGGGUGGGCGGAACGUGUCCCUCCCAGACCUGUCGGCGCAAUUGCAGACUCUACUAUCACAGCUCAAUGCGCAGACGAGUAGGCACUCCACCACCCUUACACAGCUCACCGAUGAGAUCAUCCGAAGUGGCAGUAGACUGGCCUAUGAGGUUGAGCUACUCCGAGGUGAAACGUUGGGCCUCACAGACACGUUCAAUAAUGGACUGAAGAAGGAUAUCAAUCUGCUCGCCCCGAAGGAGCCUGUGCCUCCGCCGCAGCACGCCGAACACAAGGACGAGAACGGCAAGCAGACCUUUGAGGGAGAUCCCGUCAAUGGUGAACGUGAACAGUCAGACACAGCAGAACCAGAGUUCCUUCAGCGACUACGUACUUUGACGACAGUACGAGAACGCCUCGAUACGGUCAUCAAGACCUUCGGCUCCGCGAUGCAAUGGCCAUUGGCACCAUCUGAAAUAUCUUUGGCCUCGUCCUUCAUAUCAGUAUCUGGCCCAGAAAGCACAGAUGACAGCCGCAGCCGUGAAGAUAAGGGCAAGGAGCACGUUGAAAAGCUACGCCAGGAGAUCAAUGAGCUGCUCUCGGCUGGAGCAGAAGGUCUACGCACAGCCAACGAGCGCGUGGAGGAAUUGCGCCUUCUCGCUGAAGUGUGGAGAGGGACUGCGGAAGAGAAGGCUCGCUUGAAGCUAGUUGACAACUUGCAAAAGGCUGUGGACGAGAAGCAGAAGACGUUAGGUAAGAUUUCUGCCGACGGAGCCAGGAAGCCAGGCGUCUCACCGGCGAGAGGCUACGAUCAUCGCUACGGUAACACUGAUGCCAAGGUCCCUGGUGAUACCGGCUCUGGUUAUGGCUUCCUUCAGAAUCUGCGGAAUCUCAAGAACGAAAUGUAUCUGGAUUGA